AUGAUUUGUGGUGCGCUUCUACUCCGCACAGCACGGGUGCGUGUCAGGACCGCAACAGGAAUCCAAACAGAGACGGUCCUAAACAGACCCAGAUUACCCGGAAGACUGUACGAGGUACGCCGACAGACUCCAAAAAUCGUUUAAUCAUGGAACAUAUGUUCAGUAUCUCUGACAAUGAGUCAGAGACCGAGACAUCGGAAGACCGUGAGGAAUCAGGCCAGAUGAAAAAUAACAGUGGAUCGCCACAGAAAAAGCAGUAUCUCCCUGUGCCUGAUAAAGUGAAAGGAGAACAACAAGGGAGACAACGGUAUCUUUCCAUGAAUGAUGAAAACCUGCUGGAGGCAGCAGAUGAAGGCGAUUUGGUUGGAAGUGAUCCUUUCAGGCCAAGAUCUCGCUCGGCUCCUCCUGCUUUGUGGGCAGCUAAGAAAUAUGGCCAACAGCUAAGGAGAAUGAGUGAUGAGUUUGACAUCCUCCUUGAUAAAGGGAUGAAGAGGGUGAAGAGCGCAGGAACAGCACGUCAGAUGCGGCAGUCCCCCAGCUGGUUGGCCUUCCUUUGGAGUCACAAAGAGUCUGAUGCCGAGUCACGCCCUGCAGAGUGACUGACAGUGAAUGAUGGAAGAAGAAAGAAAAGACGACUACUGUACAUAACAAUUGGUGACAGAAGAAAAGGAUGCACUGCUGUGAAGAGAAGGAAUUAUUCCAUUGACUGGUUUUAAAACUUUUUCAUGAACUGCACUGGGACUCUUGACUUUGGAAAAGCAUAAUUGGUUUCCACUGGCAUGUGCUAGCCCACAAAAAAAAUGACAAAACCGGAGAGUCUCAAAUUUUCCUUGAGCUCUGGGAAUAUUAAUGAAUGUGAGACAGCUAGAUUUCAGCUUGAUCAAAUCAUACACUUCCUCUCACUUUGCCGCAUUGGUUUUCAUAUUCAGAUGAGAUCAAAAGACAUUGAAGUUAUUUUAUUAUACAUUAUCUGUUGAAGGAUUUUUUUUACAAUAUCUUUAGACAGUCAGCUGUAAAUAAAAUCUGUUUUUACUGUAAGGGACUUUGGCCACUUUGAAGAGUCCUUUUUCUUUAUUACGAUCUCUUGAGUCAUACAAAUCUGGAAGAUUCUAUAACUAAUAAGCACAAACGCUUAAAAACAAGAAUGAUUCUAAACACCCAAAAGACCAGGGGACAUAAUCAAAGAUUACUGGUAUUACUUGAACAUAACUGAUUUUCAAUUCCUAGUAACUUUUCUAUUAAUUAAAAACAACAUUUUUUUGUGAUGUUAUUGUUUGUAACCAAUAUAACCAAUUAAGAAAUGAAUAAAUCACUUUCAUCAA
This is a messenger RNA of Carassius auratus (goldfish), 1322 nucleotides long. RefSeq names its product BCL2 associated agonist of cell death b (gene badb). Gene Ontology annotation, cellular component: mitochondrion. The coding region runs from base 147 to 599 and encodes 150 amino acids. The record is from RefSeq and is a predicted model, not a curated record. The transcript is spliced from 4 exons. Gene Ontology annotation, biological process: apoptotic process. NCBI's taxonomy places the organism in Eukaryota, Metazoa, Chordata, Actinopteri, Cypriniformes, Cyprinidae.